AUGCACUCACAAAUACGCUGCCCUCGUUCAAAUUCCAUGGAGAGUAUUCUGAAAAGGGGUGAAACUCUGAUGGUGACACAUUGGAGGAAUGUAAGUAUUAAUUUUCUAUAUCCAAUGUUGUUAGUCUGUUUAGGAGAGUGUGAUGAGAUACGUUAUAAAGACCCAGUUCUAAAGGACCGGCAAUGGAGUGCUUAUAUCGACCAUUCUCCUGUUGUUGCCAGCUACUCGGAGGAAUGCUUCCAUGCUUGUGUAGCUGGCUAUGGUUACAAGUUUGAUCUUCCAUCAGAGAAAGUCAAUCAAGUUCAUUCAAAGAGACCAUCAAAGCACCCCACCGUAGAGAAACCACCAGCCCCACCAGCCGUUGAAUCCAGACCACCUCGUCAAUCUGGUCCUGCUGAUUGUCACCUAGCAUUUCUGCAUAGUUAG
Molecule: messenger RNA, 426 nt
Organism: Fraxinus pennsylvanica
Lineage: Eukaryota; Viridiplantae; Streptophyta; Magnoliopsida; Lamiales; Oleaceae
Source: the annotation of a GenBank genome assembly